Messenger RNA from Magallana angulata, 3856 nucleotides. Its product is annotated as VWFA and cache domain-containing protein 1-like. Gene Ontology annotation, cellular component: voltage-gated calcium channel complex. Bases 107 to 3856 code for a protein of 1249 amino acids. Gene Ontology annotation, molecular function: voltage-gated calcium channel activity. The transcript has 25 exons. Lineage: Eukaryota; Metazoa; Mollusca; Bivalvia; Ostreida; Ostreidae. The record is from RefSeq and is a predicted model, not a curated record.
CUCCCGUAAUCUUUCCAGAGGAUUUUAAUGUGUAGUUUCGUAUCUAAUUUUUUUUUUAUAAUUUGCUUCUUUACACCGAAUCUCAAAUUGUCUAGUCACUUCUAUAAUGCAUCUGUUAUAUAGAGUACUACUUUUGAAAAUUGUGUUUAUAUAUGUGAUAUCUGACGAUGCUACUAAGGUGGCUGAAACUCUGGAGAGGAGGGUGAAGCUAUUCGGCGAUGCCAUCCUGGGAUUUUCGGACAUCGAGCAGAUUUAUUCAAACGACACCAUUGUGAGUUUUCUGAACUUCACUGCGUGGAAUCACGUGGACGAGAUCGUCCAGAUUCUGGAAGAGAGACUGACGAAAAUCGUGGACGUCUUAAAGGAUAAUAGAGAAGUCAUCGAGAAAGCGCACAGUAACAACGAAUUUAAGGUUUUUCGCGAUCCCGAUCUCUGUUGCAAUGUCCAGACUUCGGAUCUGGAAUUAGACUUGCAAUUCAAUCGCAUGGUGGCCAAGUCUCUUUGUUUCUUGAGAUCUGGAUCCGUAGCAAGUACAAGCUUGGACAAAACCUACACGAAUGUUUUUCGAGAUAAUUCGGAGAAAUCCAUGUUUCUGCUUUGGCAGUAUUUUGGGGAUGCCUCGGGGAAUUAUUUCCAGUAUCCUGCGAAGAAAUCAGCUUGUGAUGGAAAGGCAUGGAACGAUCCAAGAUUUCAGCAGUGGUUUGUUCACACAGUGGUGCCCAAGAAGAAGAAUGUGGUCAUUGUGCUUGACACCAGUGGCUCCAUGUCCAGUUCAGUCAAUGGCAUCAACAGCACUGCGGCGGCACCCACCAGGAGUAAGGUCGCCCAGGAGGCAGCCAUGACAGUUCUUGGGACACUUGGCACCACUGACCAUGUGGGCGUAGUUAUUUUCAAUAUCUCUGCUGUGUCGUCCAAAUGUUCACCUACAUCGGACAGUCAGGGUAUCCACAUGAUGGUGCCGGCCACCCAUGACAACAUGGGCUCCAUCGAAGACCUCAUUACCAGCUCCAUCCCCGCAGGCGGAACAUACUAUGGCAACGCUUUCCUAAAGGCCUUCCAGCUUCUGAGCCGCUCCAAACAAAUAGAUCCUAAGAGGUUUGAGGAUUCACUAGACAUGAUCCUAUUUCUGACAGACGGAAUGCCUGAGGACUCGACAAGAGACAUUCUGGAGGAGCUAGCCGCAGGGCAAAAUCUCAUGGGGCACUCUGUCCAUGUGUUCAUGUACGCCCUGGGCAAUGAAUUCGAGCACACCAACACCCCUAGAUCUUUCCUGGUACAGCUAGCGGACCAAAACAACUUGGUGCUGAACAACAGCUUUGUACCACAGUGGCCGAUACUAUCAAGCCUACAGGACAAUAACAAGCCAGUGGGACCCGUUGGAAAUGUCUCAUUCAUUGGCAAUGUGGACGGUCAGCGGCUGUCCCAGAUCAUGGGCGAAUACUACUCCCACUUCCAGGUGGUCAGUGGAGCCAACGUUACAUUCAGUGUUCCCCAAAGGGAGCCCAACAUGGGUCUAAAGAUGACUCUUAGUUUACCAGUGCUGGACAGUGGAGGACAGUUCCUAGGGGUCACUGCAUUGGACGUUCACCUGGAACUCACCUUCUACGAGGUGGCUCACUUUCAUCUGGGCAAAGACAGCUAUGCCUUCCUCGUGGGGGACUCGGGUGUAAUGUACCUGCACCCUGAGCUGGCCUUGGGGGACACAGACCUGGAAGUCUACACACUGGAUCAGCUGGAGCCUGGGCUAUCUCCUGAUGCUAUUUAUAACAUCACCAAUGGGAGGGAGGGUCAGGAGGUCAUCAAGAAAUCCGUGGACCAGACGAUGAAGUCUGCCAUCUGUUAUUAUAAGCCUCUCUCUGGGUUCAGCGCAAACUUCACCGUUGUCGUGGUGAUAUUCAAGGAUGACAUCAAGCAGAAACGUCUCCAGAGUGCGGAUUCGAACAGUUUCCCAGAUUUCCUCUACCACAGACAGGGGUUCAUCAACACCUCGGUGGUCGGCCAUGACGGUGUGUGUUACAGAGACCAAGCCCUGGUCAUACCCGCCAACGCCACAAUCAAGUUUGCCCCAGGAUCUUUUUGGGACCUGGAGAAGAGUCUGAUGUAUGAACAGAACAAGAGUUACUCCGAGGCCCACAGCAGCUUCAAGAACACCACCGGAUUCUCCCAACAUGCAGGUGUGAGUGAGUCUGUGGCGGGGGAUGUUCUGUUGAUGAACAAGAUAGAUGAACACUGGAAGGUUCCCACUGACGCCAUCUGGAGAUACAUAGGGACAGAGAAUGGUGUGUUUAAGGUGUUUCCAGGGACUCUGGUGCCAGACAUUUUGUAUGAUCCGAGAGAAGACCGCUGGUACACUGCAGCUGUGGGUCAGUCACAGAAAUACAUGUUCAUCACCCACCCCAACCAGAAUACCUCUAUAGUCACCCUGGCCAAGGCAUUCCAUCAAACCAGUAAGUUGGUCCAUGGCGUGAUUGCUGCAGACAUCACGGUACAGCACCUGAUGACCUUCCUGUACAACACAGCAGUCAGGGUCGGCCAUUUCACGGAUACAGCCUGGAUCAUCAUGGAUGACAAAGGGAGUUUAUUAAUGAAGCUAGAUCACACAGGACCGGUUCAGAUUUCUGCCCACCUGACAGAGAUUUUACCUGGGGUGGCUAACUGGCUGUUACAGAAAGGAGUUCUACAGAUAGACUGGUGCACUGAUGUUCUGUCUGGACACGCCCACCUGAGUUAUUCCCUGGACACCUCCGGAUCAGUGGUGGAUCCGGGAUCUUCUGACCCCUGUCUGUCCUUCAAACUGGUCUCUGUCCCUAACUCCAAUCUGUACGUGAUCAUCUACAAACCAUCGACCACCUGUAAGUCUUCUCAGACACUCUGUUCAUGUAAGGAGAAGUGUUCUGUGUGUGACCACCAGAAAAGACACACCUGUCAGUGCCCCUGUAAGUGCUCCAGUACCUACAUGGACCGGUGUACCCACCAGAUCAAUAAGACCAGUGGCUACAGACCCUGUCCCGGGCCACACAAACACUGGCAGAUGCAGUCCUUAGACUCCACCAACAAGUCUUCUACCGUCCAACCCUGUAAACCGGUCUGUACAGCCAUUUCUGAUUCCUCCGAAUGCCAGGCUACCAAGGGAUGUAACUGGUGUAGUGGCGGCCAUUACAAGAAACUCCCUCUUUGCUCUGAGAGAUGUGUUCGUGACAGACAGGAAGUUAGGUACAGACUUGCUUGUGAGAACAGUACAUUCCAGCUAAACUGGACCGCAUUGGAGAGUAAAAUUUUACAGAUAACCAAGAAGAGACUAAAAUUGUCAAGCAGAGCUGUUGUACAGCUUCAAGUCAGCAGGAAUGGGAAGGGUGGGGUGGGUGUGAUGGUGGGGACCAAUGAUGAGUCAGAGGUCCCCCUGAGCUGGCUGACCAUGCUGAGUGACCCUAUCCAGGUCACUGUGUCGGACGGGGCGGGGCGACCCACUAACCUGUCCCUCGUCACCAACCUCACAGAGCCCACCGAUGCUCGUGUUGAGCUAGAGUUGAGAGAUGUGAAUUUGACCCACAGACUGGAGACGGCUCUGACCCUGAGGAACUACCUCCAGAAACAGGUCCACAAGUUAGUGGAGGGAGUGACAACAACAGAGAUAGCUAGGACUGUGUCUGGGAUCUGGCCAGAAGAGGAUAGGAUUUCCUUCUGGUUGGAAAAACCAAAGGACCUGAAACCUAGAGAAUUCACAGCCCAGUUACAGAACUUUAUGGCUCUCAAUGGCAGCCACAUGGACACACUGGGCAGGAACGAGACCAUCAGUAGUGUCACCGUAUCUCACCAUUACAGCGCCCUCUGUCCCACAAACUGCAGCAGAAGGUAG